Molecule: messenger RNA, 1755 nt
Organism: Ogataea angusta
Lineage: Eukaryota; Fungi; Ascomycota; Pichiomycetes; Pichiales; Pichiaceae
Exons: 1
Coding region: 1-1755 (584 amino acids)
Molecular function (GO): zinc ion binding
Source: RefSeq, a predicted model, not a curated record
AUGGAAUUAAAACGCACGCUUGCUGAACUAUUGGACGAAGACCAGGUUGUGGACGACGUGGAGGAGCCUGAAGUGCAAGACGAACCUCAGGACGAAGAGGAUACUGUGAACCCAGAUUUCUGUAUUGAUUGUAAGCACACAGCAACAGAAAUUCAGUGCUUGGACUGUAAUGAGCCCUUCUGUCGAGUGUGUUUCCAGUUCGUCCACCGAGGUGGUACCAGGAAACGCCACAAGUUCAAGGAGCUAGUUCCGUUGAAGGCUGAGCCUAUUACACAGCCAGAGGCCGCUGAGGACACCCCUGAGGGGGCUUUGGACGAGGAAAAGAAAGACGAGCAAAUAGAAAAGACGAUACUAGCUGGUAUUCGUCGGAACGCCCGUUUCAUUCCUCUUCGACUCUCCUAUGAAGAGAGACAGCUUUUGAGGCUGCUGGAAGCCACGCUCAGCGUUUCGGAAUACACAGACAGAGUUGAUAUUUUGUCCUAUCGAUCAAGAACCAAGCGGAUAGUCGAGCAACUCAGAGAGAUUUGCUCGAUUUUGGCCGGCUUGGUGGUCUCAUCCAACAUGAAGGUUGGCCAGAAACUGAUUCAGGAUAAGACCUUCUCGGAUAAUCAGGAGUGGUACAAGACGGUUUUUGAGAUUGGAAGACGAUACAAGAUCAUGAACCCGGAGCGGAUGCGAGACACGUUUGGCAAGCUGUGCUAUGUUGUGAUGGACUCCAUGCUGCCUGAAGUGCGGGAGCAUAUGGAAUUUGAUUUGUAUGCGCCCAUAAAGACUGUAUUGGGUCUGAUUGAGUCGAAGAACGACAAGUCUGCUACCAAAAUGUUUGACGACCCGCUGAUUAUCUCUGCCACAGCAGAAAUACGACCAGAAAAAAAGACGAGGUCGGUCAUUAACCGACAGAUCAAGCACAAGGAGGCUGCCAUUGAGCGACUUUCGUCCAGAUACUCGUCUCCCGACGGACUCACCAAAGAGGAGGUGCGUCAAAUUCUCUACUCCAUCGGAGACUUCAACGCCUACACUAAUAAAAAUAGAUUGCCGGUGCUGAGGAUGAUAAAGCGGCUGGACGACUUUUUCAAGAGCUCGGGCUCCACAAAGUAUUCUCUGGGAAUCAGAUACGGCCAAGCAGGAGCCAGACUCACUCACAACCACGAAAAACAGUACUUGUAUGUGAAACAGGCCCUGGAGCUGUGGUCUCACGUGAUGCGCGACAUGAUCGAGCUCUGGGCAGCAGCAGACGACGAUCUAUUCAACGGCCAGCAAUACAAGCUCACCAAUACGGGACAAGGACUCAACAGGGUCAAGGCCUGUCCUGUGUUGUACAAAAAAAUGUACAACUUGCUCUACGAAGUGCAACGGUUGUUUGACUACUGGGUCGGCACUCCUGUGAUCCAUCUUGGUGACGACGCUGUUCCAAACGCGCUGUUCUUCUUGGACAAGUACAUCCAGAUCCCCUCGAUCCUGAUCCCUAUCGACCGGUGUAUCCAGGAAAUCGACGUUCUGGCCCAAGACCCACAUCUGGAACAGUAUUUCUGCUCGCAGUUUGAGACCGUGGAAGACCUAAAAAAGACGAUUCUGUGCGACUAUUUCAAACACGGUUUCGACGGGUCCGGAGCAGACAACUUCUACUUUGCCGGCUCCUGUGUCGACGCCGUGUCGACGUCGAGCUGCGAAUUCUGCAACAACAUCUGGAAAAAGGAUUACUAUAAAGUGUUCCUGCUCACAGGUUUCACCAACUUCAACGGUGAGGGCUAUUAG